UUGAAGACGAUUUCCACCAUCUAAUGAUGUCUUUCGGUUCAAAUUUCACCCGAAAUGAAUUGACUUUAAACGCAUGUCUAGUGUCUUACAUCGUAGAGUCACCGACCGAGGUUUAUAUCGACAGUACCAUCUCGGCUUGUGUCAUAAACGCCAUAUUGCUCAUCAUUGGUUUUGCAAUGAACUCGUUGGUCGUCGUGAUAUUUGCUACGUCGAAACAGCUUCGAUCCAAGUUGACAUUUCUCCCAAUAUUGGUUUUAUGUUCCGUCGACUUAGCCACUGUGUCGGUGGUGCAUCCAUUAUUUCUGAUCCAAGCAAUUGCUGAGGUGCAGGGGUCUCCUGAUUGCGUGUAUAAAAUCGCGUAUUUCUCAGCGUUGUACAUAUUUCCAGGAAUGUCUGCCACCACAUUGCUAAUAAUGAAUGUCGAAAGAUACAUUGCUAUCGUCUGGCCGUUGUGGCAUUUACGGAUUUCGGGCAAGAAGCAAAAAUUCAUGCUGGCUUGCGUGCUUUUCUGGCUCGUGAUUGCAGCCAACGUAGCGUGUCGGCUCUACAAGCCAGCGUAUUCCAAGCCAUUCACGACGGCUGGCGUGAGCAUGGCUUGCUUAAUAACACUUUUCAUUUACGUUUCCAUGUUUCAAGUGGCGAGAACGCGACGCUCCAAGCUGGAGGCGAGCGGGGAUAUCGAACGUGACUCAAACAAAGGCCGACAGAACUUAAUCCACGAUUUAAAGAUUGCAAAAAUGUAUUUCCUCGUGGUCGUAUUGUCGUUCAUAUGCUAUCUUCCCAUUGGCAUAGUGGUGUUUGCGACGAAGUACCCUUGGCGGGAAAACGAGGCUAGGCGCACGCUGUUGGCACAAGUUUAUAUGUGGGCGAACACUUUCAUCUCCAUGAAUUCUACGCUAAACUGCUUAGUGUUUUUCUGGGCGAACGCGAGACUAAGGCGGGAAGGAUUGAAGCUAUGGCAACGGUUAUUUAAGUCAGUGCAAACCGAUUCAAGAGGAAGCUCCGAGAGUAUUUGACUUGAGAGGAGGUCGUAUUGCACCUGCGCGUGGCGACUCAUGCAUGAACUUGGACGUGAACUCUUGUUGAACUUGGGAAUACAAGAAGAGUUGUUAUGCUAGCACUAGGAUACCCUGAAGAGCGAUGAUUGACGAGCUCCAUCUCGUAUGCGAGAAACAUUGGAGUUUUAGUUUUGCUCGUUAACUUGUAAGAAUAAGCAGAAAAUAUGACUCUCUCUAUAAAUGCGGUUUCAGUCUGACUUGAAUUCACUGUUGCAGAGGCUUGCGCAGUUUUCAAAGGACUGCCUUUAUUGAAUUAACUAUAUAUAUAUAUUGUUGACACAGGGUUAAAGUUGUAUUGGUUGUAGGAAUUAAGUUUGAUUUGCGUAGAAUCACAAGAAAGCAGAUAAAUCCGCGAGCAACGUUCUUCCUUCCUAUGCCGUCCAGAGUCGUCUAUACGCGCAUUUAGAUUCGUUAGCAUUCAUCGGCGCCUCGAUCAGUCUAUGAUACCCCGCGUUGAAGGACAAUAACAUUACUUAAAAUACUGUACCUUAUAAUAUCUUUAUUCAGCACUACAGGAAUAUAGCUUAUUUGUGAGAUUCUGAACUACUCAAAUUUUAUCAAUUCAACCUGAACACCAUUUGGUUAGUUACAUGUUUAUUUCUAAUAUAAAUGAUGGUGCUGAGUCACUGAGCGUCAAAGAUGGUACCGACCAUGCACGUACUGAAUCUAAAUGUGCGUCGUAAACGAAAUAUGCUAACGUCACUGAGUAAUAAUAUUUGUCUUUGAAUUUCUAUCUACGCAGAAAUUUAUACCCUCUUUACACCCUGAGAACCAAGUUGAUAAAUA
Molecule: messenger RNA, 1844 nt
Organism: Dendronephthya gigantea
Lineage: Eukaryota; Metazoa; Cnidaria; Anthozoa; Malacalcyonacea; Nephtheidae
Product: RYamide receptor-like
Exons: 1
Coding region: 24-1016 (330 amino acids)
Biological process (GO): G protein-coupled receptor signaling pathway
Cellular component (GO): membrane
Molecular function (GO): G protein-coupled receptor activity
Source: RefSeq, a predicted model, not a curated record